AUGGAGUCGUUAACAAGACAGCGGCUACGAUAUGGAGCAUUUGGUGCAAUAUUAAGUUUAACAGCGUAUAAACAACUAGAUAGUAAAUCAUUUACAUAUACAUCAUCAUCGUCGACAUCAUCAAAUUCAUCACCAACAUUUGCAGCAAUAGCAUUAUUCAUCAAGCAUCAUAUUAAUUCAAUAAAUCAUAUACAAUCAAUAAUAUCUAAAGAAACAUUAGGAAUUUAUAAACCACAUCUAAGUUUAAUAUUAGUUUUUUUAUUUUUUAAUUUUUGUAAAUGGGGAUUAUUUGGGAAAUUAUCAAGUAAUGAAAUUAUAAAUUUAAGAGAUAAGAUUACUUAUACUAUAUGGGAAUUUUUUAUAGGAUUUAUAUUAUUAUGUGUUAGAUUUAAUAUUGAUGAUGGAAGUAAAGAUUCUGGAAAUAUUUUAUUAUCACAAUUUAUAAAAUUUGGUGGAUUAUUUUUAGUUUUAUUAUUAUUAAAAUGUUUUAAUUAUUUGAGUUCAGAUCGUAUUCAGAAUUUAUCAAAUACUACUAUUAUAAUAAAUAGAAAUGAAGAUAUGAAAAAAUGGGCCAUAAAGUUAUCUAUUGGAUUAAUAAUUUUAAAUUUUAUUGAUGUUUUAUUAAUUUUUAAAUUUUUUUAUUCAUUAUAUUUAAAUGGUUUUUGGUCAAAUUCAAUUCCUAAUUAUUCAUCAAUUAAAGAUAAUAUUUUAAUUGCUAUAUUUGGAUAUGAAGUAUUAUCACUAUUUCCAAUGAUCACAUUAACAAGUUUAAAAUGUGGAUUAGAAUUAAAUCAAAUUUUAAAACCUUGUAUUGAAGAAAAUCAACAAGAUUGGAUAGAAUAUAAAGCAUUUAUAAUAAAUAUUGGAGAAUUUAUUGUUAAUUUAUUACAAUUUUUUUCAAUUUUAUUAUUUUCAUUAGUGUUUUUAUAUUUUUAUACAUUCCCAAUUCAUAUUUUACCAUCAAGUUAUUUAAGCUUGAAGGUGGUUGUGAAUAAAGCUAGGAAAUUUGUCAACUUUCAAAAGAAAUAUAUUGUAUUAAAUAAAAAAUUAAAAAUACCAACUUUAUUGAAUGAUGAUAAUUGUGUUAUAUGUUUAGAUGAUUUAAUGAUUGAUGAUACAACUAAGAACAUAAGGGAAAUUAAUUGUUGUCAUCAAUUUCAUUAUGAUUGUUUGAAAAAAUGGAUUAAUUAUUCUAUUUGUUGUCCAACUUGUAGAAAAGCUAUCUAA
This is a messenger RNA of Lodderomyces jiufengensis, 1227 nucleotides long. RefSeq lists its product as uncharacterized. NCBI's taxonomy places the organism in Eukaryota, Fungi, Ascomycota, Pichiomycetes, Serinales, Debaryomycetaceae. The transcript has 2 exons. Bases 1 to 1227 code for a protein of 408 amino acids. The record is from RefSeq and is a predicted model, not a curated record.